CAGGAGCCCAGGUGUGGGCACCUUCUGCAAGAGCUCCGGGCCGCCGCGCCGCCCCGCCGCCCCAGCGCCAGCGAGCCGGAGCCUUCCGCAAGUGCUUGGGGACUUCCUCGGGGCUCUCCUGGAUCAUCAGAAAUACAUUUUCGGGAAAUGGCCUCUAAAUCUUGGCUGAAUUUUUUAACCUUCCUCUGUGGAUCAGCAAUUGGAUUUGUUCUAUGUUCUCAGCUACUUAGUAUUUUGUUGGGUGAACAGAAGGACAUCCAGCCUAAUAUUCUUCAUAAUGAUCCUCAUGCUAGACAUUCAGAUGACAAUGGACAGAGUCCCCUAGAAGGACAGAUGAACUUUGAUGCAGAUGUUAGCCAACAUAAAGAUGAGAACACAGACAUCGCUGAAUACCUCUAUCAGAAGGUUAAAAUUCUUUGCUGGGUAAUGACAGGGCCUCAAAAUCUAGAGAAAAAGGCCAAGCACGUCAAAGCUACAUGGGCCCAGCGUUGUAAUAAAGUAUUGUUUAUGAGUUCAGAAGAAAAUAAAGACUUCCCUGCUGUGGGAUUAAAAACCAGAGAAGGCAGAGACCAGCUAUACUGGAAAACAAUUAAAGCUUUUCAGUAUGUUCAUGAGCAUUAUUUAGAAGAUGCUGAUUGGUUUAUGAAAGCAGAUGAUGAUACAUAUGUUAUACUAGAUAACUUGAGAUGGCUUCUCUCAAAAUACAACCCUGAAGAACCCAUUUACUUUGGGAGAAGAUUUAAGCCCUAUGUAAAGCAGGGCUACAUGAGUGGAGGAGCAGGAUAUGUACUGAGCAAAGAAGCCUUGAAGAGAUUUGUUAAUGCAUUUAAAACAGAUGAAUGUACACAUAGUUCCUCCAUUGAAGAUUUAGCACUGGGGAGAUGCAUGGAAAUUAUAAAUGUAGAAGCAGGAGAUUCCAGAGAUACCACUGGAAAAGAAACUUUUCAUCCCUUUGUACCAGAACACCACUUGAUCAAGGGUUAUCUGCCUAAAACCUUUUGGUACUGGAAUUAUAACUAUUAUCCUCCUGUAGAGGGUCCUGGUUGCUGUUCUGACCUUGCAGUUUCUUUUCACUAUGUUGAUCCUACAACUAUGUAUGAGUUAGAAUACCUCGUUUAUCAUCUUCGUCCAUAUGGUUAUUUAUACAGAUAUCAACCUGCCUUACCUGAGAAUAUGCUAAAGGAAAUAAGUCAAGUGUACAAACAUGAAGAUCCAAAAGUAAAACAGGAGCCCUCGAAAGAGAAACAUACAUGAACAUAGGUAAAAUGUCUAGCAUUGCACUGAAGAACUUUUUGCGUUUCUUAUAUAGAACACUGGAAUCCCAGUGAGGAAUUCUUUUGAAGUGAACAUUCCAUAUUAGAAAUUUUUCAUAUGACUGAUGUAAACUGAAGCUUUAAGUGAGCUGUGAAGUCUGUUAAAGUGUGUUUUGAUACAGUUAUAUAUAUAUAUAUAUAUAUAUAUAUAUAUAUAUAUAUGAAAAACUUGUGUUUUUAAAAUGGUGGCCAGGCAGAGGGACUAGAAAAGAUUUUGUUGGUUGUUCCUGACCACAUGUAUUGCUUUCACUGAGAAACUUAAAUAAUUAAAUUUGCUAAAACUACACUGCACCCUGUUAGUAACGCACACACACACACACACACACGCACACGAUGCUAAACAGAUCUGCCUUAAAGAAAAUUUUAGAAGGAAAUAUUAUUGCUCAGUGUUGUUUAUAAACUCAAGACAUGAGUUUAUAUUUGCAGUAUGAUAUAAAUGAACCAAACUCCACCUCCCCCAAAACACUUGCAGUUUUUUGUCUAAUGAAAAUUUUGCUGUGACUAUAAUUGGCAGUAUUUCCUCCAGAAGGUAGAGUGAGAAUAGCACUUGUCCUAAAGUGCAUUAAUAAAACCACAUUUUGAAAUUAUCAUCGGCCUUGACUGUAUUAUAUACUUGGUUCUAAUUGGUAGUUAACCUUUUACUGAGUCCCUGUUGUGUCUUUUCUAAAUAUGUUUAACCGUUCUUGAAUACCAUUCUCAACUGUUAAUAUUUAUUUACUGAAAGCAUUAAUAGCAUUCUAUAAACAUGCAUUUUAAAUGUUUUAUUCCCAAAUUUACCCAUUGUUAAUUAUGGGUACGUAAUAAAUAGUAAAUGUAAUGCUAUUUGGGGAUGCUUUUCUUAUAUCAGUACCACUCUCAGGAAUCACUAAGUGACAUUUUAAAUUGACUAUUUAAAACUCUUUCCAGCUACAUAAUUAUAGUUCCUUGUGUUCUCAUCCUGUUGAGAGAUAAGAACUUUGUUUGUGCCUUUCAUAGCUUGUUUAAACCAGAGUUUUGAAAUUCAUUUUCAGGAUCUAAAAUGGCUAUUAGUUACACUGGCAAAAUAAUUUGCAACAUUUUGACCAGAGUUAAUUAAAAUGCAGAAUGCUUAGGCAAACUCAAAUAUGUCAGAUAUUAACACCAAAUACUUAAUUUAUGAAUAACAGCCUGAAUUUUGAUGCUAACUUAUUAUUUGGGAAUAAUUAUUUUUACCAGUGGAGCUGAAUACCAGUUCAAGACUGUCAUCAAAAUACAUUCAUAAAUGUUUUGUUUUAAUUUUAGUGACCCUCUAUUUAAAGAAUUUUUGGAAGGAAGGAAAAUUUUAAAUUUUUGUUGUCUUUAGCAAAUUAUCUGAGUGUAUCAUAACAAUUCUUUAUAGACUUUCUAUGAGAUUAUCUUAAAUGUUAAUAAUUUACAUUUCUCUUAUGUUUAUCAUUAUGCUAAUUUUAUGUGGCUCUCAUGCCACUGAUCUGCUGCUUAGCUAAAUAGUUCAUAUUUAUUGUGCCAAAACAUGUCAAAACCAUGACCUCUUUGGAUGGUGUAUUUGAGAGGAUGUUCAUCUUUGUGGCUAAUUAUAGAUUACUCUGUCCACAUAGUGAAAACUCACACCCACUUCUACGUAUUAAAUUGUUUUUUAUUGUUAUCAUGGUGAUACCGUCUGCCAGAAUUUCAAGGUAUUCAUUCUGUUCUUUGAACAACUCUUCACCUUGGUGGUGAUAGGAAUUUAUUUGCAGUCUGUAUGUGCUACUUUUUUGUACUAGAAGUAUAAAUGGUUUACCAUAAAAUGCAAAAAUCUUAAAAUUGGCUCAUAGGAAAUCAACAUUGUGAUGCAUCCUAGGGUCUGGAGUUGGACUGCCUGGGUUUAAAUUCUGGCUCUAUCACGAGUUUUGUAACCUUGAGCAAUUUACUUGAUCUCUCUGUGCCUCGUUUUCGUCAUCUGUAAAUUAGGGACAAUGAUACUACCUACCUCACAGGAUUUUUAUGAGGAUUAAUGUAUGAAUUUUAAGAACACUGUUUUACCCUGAGUAUGGAGUGCUACGCAUAGUUUUCUUAGUGUUCUACUACCUUAGAGUGUAAAUACUCGUUUUAAAUAAAUGAAAAUCUGCUUUAAUCAAAUCAGAUAUUUAAAGGAAAUACUUCAUACAUUUCUUAUAAUAAGUAAUAGCUAGUUUUCAUUUGAUGCCUACUGGAUGCCAGGUAAUAUGCUUAGAUACUCUGUGUACAUUAGUGUUAAUCCUCACAAAUUGGAUGUUAUGCCUAUAUUAUAAAUGAGAAAACUGAGGCUCAGAGAAUUAAAGUUAUUUUUCACGGUCCCAAAACUAGUAAGUAACAGAGCUAGAAUUUAUACUCAAAACCUGUGUGUUCUUUCUACCACGUCAGCCUUGAGGUUAGUCAUUUAGCAUUAUUUCCAUUUUUACUCAGACAUGUGACAUCUGAUACAUUAGCCAGUAAUAAUCAAAUUAACCAGCCAGAUUGUUAUAGUGAUUCUCAAAUUGUGGUUCUUACAUUCUUGCCUGAGAGCUUGUUAAAAUGCAGAUUUCAAGACCCUAAUCCCAGAAAUUCUGAUUGUAGCAUGAGGCCCAGGAGUAUGCAUUCUUGCCAGACGCCCUUGAGCAUUGAUUCUCAAAGUAUAGUCCCAACCAGCAGUACUAACAUCACCUGGGGACUUGGUAAUACCUCCUUCCCUGGGCCUUACCCCAGACUUUCUGAAUCAGAAACCAUAGCGGUAGAGGCUAGCCCUCAAGGUGAGUCUUAUUCAUGUAGUCCCCUAAAACCAGGUGACUCUGAUGCAAAUGAUCCUUGGAACAUGCUGAGGAUUACUGCCCCAUAAGUAAGGUGUCUUUCAAAGAUUUGGAUAAAGCAUAUUUUAAAUCAUUGUAGUCCAAGCUCACAGUGUAUUAAAUGUAAAAGACUUAAGAUAUUUAAAGGGUCAGUGGAUCAUUCAUUUUGGCAAAGCUCUUUAACUCCUUCAUAGUGACUAAUACCAGAGCUCACAUUAAAGUAUGAAGUUUAGUAAUUUCAUAUUGUGGCAGGAAAUGUUCAAGUACUAGUAAGUACAUAUUAAUUCAGUAAGAGCAUACCUAAAUGAAUGCAUCAAAAAUGCCCACAAGUAUUAGUAAAAAAUUUUAAACAGAGGUAGCAAAGUACUAUGUUAUAAUAUGCAGAAUGUUUUUCUGCUAGUUCAUACUAUCAAAAUUUCAUCACUUUUAAGAAUCAGUUGACUGUCCUAUAUGACCUAAUAAAGCAAAAAACUCUCCAAAUAUUUGUUAGAGCACAUAAAACCAGAUUUCAUGAUGAUAAAGACUUACUGUCCUUUAAAUUAAGAUUUUUAUCAUCUGGGUAAAUGAUUUUCAUGUGGUCUCAAAAUAUAAGGCUUUUACUAUCUUAUGUUCUCCAAUAACAGUAUAUUUGUGUUUUCAAGUGAGAAGUUCAUAAAUGAUACAAAGCAGAUUUUGUCCCAGAAUUCAAUUAUUUAUUUUCAAAUACCUUAACCUUUGGAGAUUUUGUUACUGUAAGAAGAUUUGAAAAUAAAUCACAGACCAGUUUUUAAAUAUUUUUAAAAAAAACAUGGUAAUUGGAUUUGAGCAUAAAAUUUGCUAACUGGUUAUUUUCAUAAUUGUUUGAGUAUUAAUUUUUCACUUCCUUGAGCCUGUCAUACUAUGUUACUACCAGACUGAGGCUUGAAAUAUCCCUCACUUGAUUGAUUAGAUCAAGUCUGCCCUUUUAUUUCUUUAGAGUAUUCUUUGACAGUUUCUGCUUCUUUGUAUUUAUAGCCCAUCUUUAUUUCCUUGAUUACUAAUUUCCAUUUCCUAACUACUCUUAAUGCUGCCUCUCACAAGGUUAAUUUGGCUGUUAUUAGUAAUUAGAGUGUGUAUGUAUCACUUACUGGUAAUUUUAUACCUAUUAACUUUAGGUUUCCCUAUGAGAUUGGAAGUAAAAAUCUGUCUUAAGAAUAAAGCCUGCUGGCUCUCAGGAUACUUGCCCUACUGAAAAAUCUACAAUUUUAAACUAAUUCUACAUACACAGUUAUUAAAUAAAGUUAUUUGUAUUCGACCA
Messenger RNA from Camelus dromedarius (Arabian camel), 5348 nucleotides. RefSeq names its product core 1 synthase, glycoprotein-N-acetylgalactosamine 3-beta-galactosyltransferase 1 (gene C1GALT1). The coding region runs from base 148 to 1254 and encodes 368 amino acids. Gene Ontology annotation, cellular component: membrane. Gene Ontology annotation, molecular function: N-acetylgalactosaminide beta-1,3-galactosyltransferase activity. NCBI's taxonomy places the organism in Eukaryota, Metazoa, Chordata, Mammalia, Artiodactyla, Camelidae. The transcript is spliced from 4 exons. The record is from RefSeq and is a predicted model, not a curated record.